GAGGCCGAAAGCUAAAUGGGUUUUCUUGGUGUAACUUCCUUCCACGAACUAGACAGCAGCAGAUGUCUGAGUGGUGGAAAGAAGAAGCGUGGAGAAAUUCUGCCCCUAAUGUCUCAUCACUGGAUCAAUUUAGAAAAAAAAUCGUUCAGAGGAUUUAUACAGGACGCAGUGCUGACACUCCACCAUCACCAUCACCCCCAUCAUUUGACUGACAGCAUCAUGAGGACUCUCUGCUUGACUCUGGGGCUGCUGCUGCUCGCCGCCUGCUGCUGCAACGCCACACCUAAAGGUCUGAAGGCCAGCACAGCACCCGCAAUCUGCUGCUUCAGCUUUUCCAAGCGGCCUUUACCAUUAAAGCUCGUGUCCGACAUCACCAAGACCCACAGCUUCUGUCAAAAGCAGGCAUUCGUGGUCCAGACUCUUAAAGGAAAACAGAUCUGCUACAGUGAAACCUUCCAGUGGGCUCUGGAUGUCUACAAUAAGCUCCACAACACUGAGGGCAGCGGUCUGCAGCAAGGUGGAAGCAGCUGUCAGAUGCAUCACAGCAGAUCACUUCAGACACGUCAGUUCUACACUGAAAACAGCAUGAAGACUCUCAGCUUUGCAGUGGGACUCCUGCUGCUGUUCACUGUUGCCUACUGCACUGCCAUGCCUCAUGCAGUGAAUGAUAUAACGCCUGCAAAGUGCUGCUUUCAAUUCUUCAAUGGAAGAAUACCGCAGAAGCAAAUUAAGUCCACCACCAAGACUCACAGCAAAUGUGUUGAGAAGGCAUUUGUGGUUAGCACCGCUAAAGGGACCCAGGUGUGUGUGAGGCAGAAUCUCAACUGGGCACAGGAAGCUUUCAAGCGACAGCACGCCGUCCAGUACUAAAUGAUCAAACAUCUCCAGCUACUCUGGCCAUGAUAAAGCUCUGCCCUCUAUGCUUG
Molecule: messenger RNA, 926 nt
Organism: Dicentrarchus labrax (European seabass)
Lineage: Eukaryota; Metazoa; Chordata; Actinopteri; Moronidae
Exons: 7
Coding region: 16-870 (284 amino acids)
Biological process (GO): G protein-coupled receptor signaling pathway; positive regulation of ERK1 and ERK2 cascade; cellular response to tumor necrosis factor
Cellular component (GO): extracellular region
Molecular function (GO): CCR chemokine receptor binding; chemokine activity
Source: RefSeq, a predicted model, not a curated record